Linepithema humile (Argentine ant) is the source of this 5468-nucleotide messenger RNA. The record is from RefSeq and is a predicted model, not a curated record. Lineage: Eukaryota; Metazoa; Arthropoda; Insecta; Hymenoptera; Formicidae.
UAAGGAAAAAUAAUUUUAAAAAUUUUUUUGACAGGCAAAUAUGCGAGCGACAAGAAUACAAGUAUUUAAUAAUAAAGUCGCGCAUCCAAGAACAGUGGAGAUAUUUUUACAAUCAAAUAACGUGACUGGCCGUUUUCAUAUAGAAUCAAACGAUGAUCGAGUGUUUGAAAACGCUUAUAAUAUGAUUGAGCACUUGCGAAAAUAUUAAAUAAAUUGCGCGUUCCAAUCGUCGACUGGUGAACGCACCGUUAGCGAGUCAUUCUGCGUAAAUCGCUUACAAUAACAGAAACUGGUUCAAAGUGGAGAAGACCUGAGACGGACCGAUGUUUAUUAACCGCAAGCACCGUGCAUAAUAAAAGUCAUUUUUCCCAUGGGGGAGCGAGGAGGCAAGGAGUAUACUCGCAAUUUCACAGACCGAUGAUCCGCGAGGGACACGUCGCGAUGCCAUAGGCAAAUCACGACGCCGCAUAGCAUGGGAUUCGUUCCACUUGCCCUCGACCAUUUCUCACGGCAUUAAAUCGCGAACUGUCAAGGAGAAUGAAACGUUCGGCUACGCGUUUUGCCGAAAAAGAUUGCUGGCUCGCUUACGCAAUUGUUUUGUCAUUACUUAAUUGCGUAGUUCGUUACCGGAUUACAGUUCGUUGUACUGGCAAUUUUGUACUCGUUAUGUUAUUAAAAAGUUAAGACAUUGGGAUGAGUGAUGUGAUGUCACGUCGGGUCAGGGAAUAUCAAUUUUGAAUAAUUAUCUGUACUGCUAAUUUUCAGACGAAGAUGUGGUUAGUUCACGUUUUUCAUGAUAAACGCAUCAAAUUAUUGUCAUUAUUACGCUGCUAAAAUGUGAAAUUAUCUUUUAGCCUCUCACAAUCAACUGUUUAAAAAAAUCUUUGCUCCUUCACCUCUUUUUCUUCUUUUUCAGCUUAUGAGCCUUUCUCGAGGGGAACCCGAAAGCCGGAAAUCGUCGCAGUCUCAUAUUCCGGUAAGGUCAAUGUAAAUUUCUGAAGGGCUCCGAAGAUAGGGGUCAGUUAUGUGUGCACCCGUCGUACACACUCAUACGCAUCGCAUCCGUUCCCCCAUCGUGCAUGAAAGCAGACACCUGUUCGUGGUUCAGUUUCGCGGUAGACGUUUCUGUUGGUCGCCGCGGUCCCCCCUUCUUGACAAUGGGGAGCCGACUUCCCCAGUGCCGUUCAGGCCGCUUUACUCGACGGCUCAGUUUUGUAGUAAAGAGUUCCACAGCCCUACAGCACGGUCGUAAUCGUAGCCGAGUUCGAUGCGAGAUAGAUCCAGGUCGAUCAGGAUAGUGCACCGAGUGUGAAAUGCAGUGUAUUAAAAGUAGAGUGGAAUGAUAAAUCAGUGAAAAUAAGUGAAGCCUUAUUUCUCAAGAUAGAUCAAGUUUUAGAACAAUUUUUUCAAAGAAAACAUUUGGAAAAUCCACAGAAGACAAGACAAAAAUUUUCCAAUUGUAAAAAAGCGUAAAUAAACUUUUGGAAAUUAAUGUUACUCGUCGAAAACAAUGAAGAGAUUGAAAAACAAAUUGUGAAUAAGAUUUCAAAUAAGGUUUUGUGAAUUUGUUUUAAAAAGAUAACAGAACUGUCGAGUUUUUAUUGAAGAAAUUCAGUGCAACAGUUAUUCAAUACACUUGUGAUAUAAAAUCUGGAGGUUCCAUGCUUAUAUUCGUUAUGAACGUAAAGAGAAGUGAGUUAGAAGAGUGACUGGCCGCGCGGAUCGAUAAAGACUAUCGAGGGUGCAAUUUAAGCCCUUUGUGUUUUUUGUUAUAAGGGACGGAGACUAAUCGAAUGUGUGGCGGAUCAACAGAAGAUUAAUAAUAUCGCAAUUUGCGUUAUUGAUGAAAAGUUGGAACUGUGAGAGGAAUAUUUCACGAACGAUGAAGUUAUAGAUACAUGGACGACGUGCUUUUUCCGAACGUAUUUUGUGAUAUAUCAGUCGACAGAAUUGACGGACGAUGAUCUUGAAUUGCCAUGGGACGAAACAUAUUGAGCAUCUUGCUGCUCCUCUGCUGCAUGCUGCAAUCACUCGUCGGACAACUGACUCGAGACAAACGAUGCUUUCUGGAGAACGAAGCAACCGCAGUUGAUCUCUUUGUCAGGGAGGAUCUGUCUGUCGGCGACACUGUGGGGGUCCUCGGGGUAUUAGGUGAUCCUAGUUCGCUAGGUGACAUCCAACUGAGCUUGCAGGAAAACGAUAGUCCUGUUACUCUCUUGUCGUACUCAAAGAACUUGACGCUCGUCAGAAAGCUUGACAAGGAGGGCAUCGAGGGACCAGCCAGUGUCUACAUCAAUGUCAUCUGCGAGAGAAAGCAUACCUUAGAUCCGGUAUUCAUCAUACCAGUGAACAUUCGAGUGCUCGAUACGAAUGACAAUUCGCCGCAAUUCUUGAAUGCGCCUUAUCUACUGAAUAUUUCCGAAGUUACCGAAGUCGGUACGAGAGUUUUGCAAGGAGUCCGAGCUGUCGAUGCUGAUCAAUCAGGGCUAAAUUCGAAUGUGCAGUAUUCAGUUCUUCCAGGAUCUUAUUCGGACUACUUUUUUUUCUUGAGCCCUUUGGAAGGCACUCUUGUGCUAAGAAAACGGCUGGACUAUGAAACUCUUACUAACUUCUCCAUUGGUAUUCGUGCACAAGACCAAGGUGAACCACCCCGAUCGUCGACAACAACGUUAUACAUCAAUGUUAUCGAUGCCGACGAUCAGAAUCCAGUUUUUUUGACUGAACAAUACAAAGUCACUGUACCGCGUCACGUGAAAGGAAGAAAAGCGCUGAAAGUAUGGCCUGCUGCAAUCAAAGCCGUAGAUCAGGAUGUUGGCAUUAACUCGCGAAUCAAAUAUACAAUUCAAGGCGCGAUUUUAACUUUUCUGGAUUUGAAUCCUGAGACUGCUGAAAUCGUUAUGAUACGAUCGCUGCAGGAUCAGGAGCUAAUAACGCCCGCAACUAUCAUCAUUAAGGCUACCCAAGUAGAUAAUCCGGACAAAUCUACUCUCGCUUCAAUCAUUGUUUCGCGAGAAGAUAGUUAUAGCGUUGGUCCAACAGCAGGUGGUCGAUUACCCGUGAAAUUCGUGCUAAAGAAUUAUCAGAAGAGCGUGCCGGAGGAUGAAAAGAAAGGAAGCGUUCUUUUAAGGGCGGAAGUCAACAAAGUUGAUCCUAAUUUAAGAUACUGGCUGUCGGGCGCAAGGGUGGACCUACAGAAUUUCACCAUCACUAAUUCUGGGGAUUUGAUCCUGAAUGGCAGUCUAGAUUACGAGCUACAAGAUCAGCAUUACUUCCAAGUUCAUGUUACCGACGGUUACAAUAAUGAUACGUCACACGUGAACAUUUCGGUAGAAAAUGUGAACGAGUGGGGACCGCGAUUCCGGUAUUCCGAAUACAUAUUACACGCUCAUUCAGCGAGAGAAGGCUCUAUUAUUGGAAGGCUGGAAGUAGCUGAUGGCGACAAAGGCGACAAAGUCCGUAUAUCUCUCAUAGGACAAGAUUCCAGGUACUUUGAAGUUAGAGAUAAUGGAGAUUUAGUGCUAAGAUCACUAGGUACAUUUAAUAGAUCUAAGGCUCAAUUUAUGGCGAUAGCUUCCGACUCCGGAUAUCCAGUACAAAGCUCGAAUGAGAUUCCGGUAACCGUCCACAUACCGAGUUCAUUGCCGAUCGCUGCGAGAGCUGCACCCGCUUGGCUAGGCAGCAGUGUGUUAUUAGUUGCUAUCUUUGGUGCAGUUUUGGGUCUUCUUGGAGUCGUUAUACUUAUUCUCAUUCUUUACAUUUAUAAACACAAAAGGCCCAAAAGCGGUAGUUCAGUCAGCUCUGUAGGAACAGGAUAUCGUGAAAAAUCACCGGUUCCAUCGGCUCUGAGCCCGACGCCGCAGGUGCUAGGUGCCAGUAUUAUCCACGAUACCUUGGAGAGUCCGCGAGAUCGACAUCACAAUAGCGACGAAAAUGAUAAUGCUGGAAACCGUAAUGAUAUCGAUAAUCCCGUCUUCGGAGAAACUAAUGAGAGCUCGUAUGGCGCUACGAUUAAAAGUAUAGCGUCUGCAAGACAAUUACCAUUAUACGCCAGACAUAAAGUGGCGCCCGCGCCGAAUCCGCCGGCUUUAUCAGCCACCUCAAACAUCCCCAACAUUGGUGGACUAGUGCAGAAUAUGAACGAUUUGAGUGCUAGAACCAAUUUGGAUGCUGCAUCUCACGAUUCUUCCAAUUAUUCGGGAGAUCCUCCCGACUCUCUGGUACCAGCGUGGCCUGCUAGUUCAGUCCUGCCAAGAAUUAAAAAACUAUCUUGGGACGACGACGACAGGACUGUGGACAGCGUCGAGGUCGCGGCAGAAACGCGAACCGGAGAUAAUCAAGUCGGCAACGAAAGGCUUAAUCUCACCGUGUACUUCUAACAAUCGAUUAUUUUGUAAAGGGCGCACAUUCCAAUCUCAAUGGCGGAUGAUAGCCGUAAGUCCUGAUCUGUUUAGUUAAAUAAAGUCUCGUUGAUAUCGGAAUUCUGUAAAGGAACUUUCCAUGCAUUGCAAUACAAUGUGACGAAUGUGACCUUAUGCGUAUUCGGUCCACGGAACAUCUGUGUUAUCCUGUGUUAUCCUGCGUAACAUAGCGUUAACUCGCGUGAUCUCGAACGGAUCACAUCCGUUAUCUACUCGAUGCAACAUCGAUCUUCGAUUGUAGAAAGUAAUUAUUUGAAAUUACUAGAAAUAUAAAUAUAUACAAUCAAAUACGAAAAAAAUACUGCAGAUUUCUGUUUGAGAAAAUUUAAUUUGUUCGAUAUUAAAAUAAGAAGAGAAAGAGAUUAUGCUAAAUAGGAAAAUGGCUUUAAAUCUGAGAUAUGUUGCAUAGAUCACUAAUAUUUAGAAAAAUAUAAUAAAACAUUUCUUAGAAUUAUAUUAUUGACACGCGAGCAAUAUUGAGAGUCUCGUAUAGUUACUGCGAACUUUAACUCCUUUAUUCACAAAAUCAUAAGUUACGUUUUAUUUUUACGUAUAAAAUAUUAUUCUCGGGUUUAUUACAUCGCAUUACCACAAAUUUCUCUACACUAAACUCUCUAGAAAGAUCUCAUCUUGAUCUUUGGAAGAGAGAAAAAUUCAAUGUGGUAUGGUGUAAAUGUCAUGAAGAUUUAGAACGUAAAUGAAUCUUUAGUAGAAAUAAAGCCUUUUACCUGAAACAAUAAAUUACAGUCUACGGGAAUUAUGUUAUCAUAAGAAAAUAGAAUGGUUGGUUGCAUAAAUGACCUCUAUUAGUAGGUUGAAGUUAUCGCGUUUGCACUUUGUUGAAACCACCGGUAUUCGAAUACAACGAGAAAACUAUGUUAGUAGGUCGAUCUUCGCAAUUAUUUGCACAACAAGUACUGAGUAAAUAAGUGAAUUAAGUCUCAUUCACGUGAGACUUGAAAUUCAUGAAGACGCUUAACUAAUUUUUAUGCCGUACUAAAAGAAAUUAGAUAUAAAAUCGCUGAAAAAUGCAUCUUGAAUCAAAUUUUA